Messenger RNA from Solanum tuberosum (potato), 2350 nucleotides. RefSeq lists its product as uncharacterized. Bases 898 to 2139 code for a protein of 413 amino acids. Gene Ontology annotation, molecular function: protein binding. Lineage: Eukaryota; Viridiplantae; Streptophyta; Magnoliopsida; Solanales; Solanaceae. The record is from RefSeq and is a predicted model, not a curated record. The transcript has 2 exons.
CUACCUAGUGAAAUUUACUACAAAUUAUUUUUCUUAAAUUUCAGUUAUAAAAUUAUAUUGAGUAUAUUGUUGUCGUUGUUAUUCAAAGAUGUAAAAAUGUCAUCACGGCUUGAUACUAUUACCCAAAAAUUAUGUACAUGUUAAGUUGACAAACAAAUACACCAUACUAAUCGGCAUCCUAAUUGGGUCCAAAUAAUCAACGUACCCUAUUUUUCAACUUAACUUAUGCUGUAAUAUGACAUGACUUUGGAUAAUACAUGAUAGAAGGUUAAUAUUAGAACAGUGUUAUGCUCUCUUUACUAUUCGCUUUAAUAUGAAUUAAUCAUGAUUAACUAAUACGUAUACUUAUUAAAUUAUGUAAUUAUAAUAAAGUUAUAUAACUUGACGUAAAUCCCAAUACAAAUUUAUCGUAUUAAAGGAUAUGUACACAUAGUAAUUUGUACAUGACCAUUUUGUUUUCCGUUGUUUUAAUUUCAUCCAAUAAAUCCUCCGUGUAAGUAACGUAACAUAAAAUAUCUUAUCCUCUUUGAUUGAUAUUCCAAAAUAGGUGCCAUACAGUUCUCUUUAACAUUAUUAUAAAAUACCACAAUGUCACUCAAUGAAUGUAGGGAAACACAAUUAAAUUAUCAACCUUGAAUAUCCUGAAUACAAGGAAACUUUUAAAUCCAUUUUUAUCCCCCUAAAAAAUCGAAUCAAAAUGAAAGAAUCCUCAGAAUAAUACGAAAUACCAUAAAAAAUACACAAAUUAAUAGCCUAUAUACCAGAAAGUCCCUUCUUUUUUUCCUGCUAUUUUCACUAUUGUUAGAACCAGACAAUCAAAUCUGUGGCAAAAAAUAAAUAAAUUGAAAACCAAUUUAUACGUAUUAUUAUUAUUAUUAUAAACAUUCAAAUACCUGAAUGUUCUUGUCUUUGUUAUCUGAAUUCUUGAAACAUAAUAGUAAUAUUCUUAUUAUAAUUCUAAUUCUUCCCUUUGUGUAUAUUAAAUUUUUAAUUUCAUUUUUUGUUGUUGGGUUUUUGGCAUUUGGUUUGAUAAUGCCAAUAGAAGGUGUUUCCAUGGUGGAGGAACCUGUUUUAUGUGGUUCACCACUAGGGUCCAGCCCAACCUCCCCUAAGAGUAGGAUUAAAUUUCUGUGUAGCCAGGGAGGAAAAAUUCUUCCUCAACCAACUGAUGGCCACCUCAAGUAUGUUGGUGGCGAGACACGUGUUAUCUCUGUUCCUCGGGACAUUAAACUUUCAGAACUGAUGAAGAAGCUAACUCCUCAAAUUGAAGGUGAUAUGGUUCUGAAAUAUCAACUAGUACACGAGGAGCUUGAUGCCUUGAUCUCGGUUAAAACAGAUGAGGAUCUACGCCACAUGUUAGACGAAUAUGAUCGUUCUGAGAGUGCAGGGAUCCCCAGACUUCGUGCCUUUCUGUUCCCAGCAAAGCCUGUUGUGGUGGAUCACCACACAACGCCACCAGAACCUCUAGAACAACGAUACAUCGAUGCUAUUAAUGGUAUAAUACGUGCAAGGGAAGCAGGGAUUAGGAUACAACAACCUAUAAGCAUAAGUCAGGCCUCUUUUGGGUUUUCCUCUGCUUGUUCUUCACCAAGAUCUCCUGACAGUUGCACUACUGAUGGUGUUAUUCAUGAGUCAUUGCUACAAAGUAUUUUUCAAAAUAGAAGUCAAUUGCACAAAGUUCAGAGUUCCCCUAGCUUUUACAAUGUCAGUAACCAGCAGCAACAUGGGCUACAUCACCAACAGCAUCAUCACUAUUACAACCAUAGACAACAAUACUACAAUGGUUACCAGUUAAACAAACCUCCUCAUGGUCCUGGUGAUCCAGUCAAAGGGCCAGACAGGUUGUUUUCUGUUAGGUCUGUUGGUCGAACUGAAGGGUUAAGGUAUCAAAUGGAUCAUAAUCAACAUUACUAUCAAUCACCCUCGAGGCACAGCCGUGGUGGUGGCUGUUGUAUAAAAUGUAUGCAUUUUGAUGACUAUGAAAGGAGAAAUGGAAGUAUAUCACCGAGCAGUUACUCUAUGGAAAUAGGAAAUGGUUGUGCUUCUCCAGGAGGUUAUUCUGUGGAAAGAAGAACCAGUAGUCUUUCUCCCAGUCCCAUUCCACUAAGCCCUCGCUUCUCCAAUAUGGCUGAUACUUAAAAACACUGCAAUUUCCACAUAUGUUUGGCAAGAGUUCACAGCACACACAGCCCCACCCUAUUUGGUACAAGUUAUUGUACAGUAAAUAAUUAUUUAUUUUUAUCAUAUAAGAAGGGAUGUACAUUCGUCUUUUGCAUUUUACCAUGGACUUUGUAUAAUAAAUACUGAAAUUCUGAUGGGUUCCUCAGGAACAUCAUUUUGUACUUGCAAG